CCGCAGUGAAGUUAUUAGCGAAUUUGUACAUGUGGUUCGCGCGAGUACUUUUGUUAAAAUAUUGUUCAUCGAUUUUUUGGCAAAAUGUCGAAGAGAUUUUUUGAUCCACUUGUUGAAAAAGGUGCAGAAAUUCUGCGGGAAUUAGCUGAGCACGACAGCAAUAUAUUGUCGGAUGCUGAGGAUAGUAGUGAAGGCGAAGAAGACGCCGUAGAAAACUGGUUGGAAAGCUCAGAUAUAGAACAAGAAAUAUCUAGUGAAGGUGACGAAGAGGUUGAAGAACCAGUGGUAAAUACGAUAUUGGGAAAAGAUAAAAUAACAAGAUGGAAACUACAGAUGCCUGUUCAGAACGUAAGAACUCGUUCACAUAAUAUUGUCAGCUAUUUGCCUGGGGUCAAAGGUGCAGCUAGAAAUGCAAGAUCUGGUUUAGCUUGUUGGAGUGCUUUUUUUCUUCGAGACGACGAUAUGUUAAACCUAAUUGUCAGUAAUACUAAUAAGUAUAUUUCUAGUAAGAAGGAUUCAUAUAGCAGAGAGAGAGACUGCAAGAUUACUAACUUGUCUGAAAUUAAAGCAUUUAUUGGUUUGUUGUAUGGCAGGAUUCCAUAG
This is a messenger RNA of Anthonomus grandis grandis, 603 nucleotides long. RefSeq lists its product as uncharacterized. The record is from RefSeq and is a predicted model, not a curated record. The transcript is spliced from 2 exons. Lineage: Eukaryota; Metazoa; Arthropoda; Insecta; Coleoptera; Curculionidae. The coding region runs from base 85 to 603 and encodes 172 amino acids.